AUGUUUCUUUUUGCAGCUGCGAAUACUCCGGGCGUCACGGUCUCUCGUUUGCUAGACUACGGCAUCCGUACCGCCGGGACAACCACCUUUUCGGCCGCCUUCCCCGUCAUCUAUGCUGAAGCGCAAGCCCUCCAAGUCCACGACAACUUCAUCGACUUCGAUGCCCCAAAUCCUACAUUCGGACAAUCGCAAGGUUAUAAAUCAAUCUCUCGUUACUUGGAUUUUUUUUGGCUCUUCCGAGUCACGCAUGCCACCCCGUCGAAAGGCAUCACAAUUGACCUCACACUCACAUAUCCCUCUGCUCCUACAGCACCCUGUAAACACAAGCCUAAUGCCGUCCGGCCACCCUCCCAGCCAGACUUAUCCUCAGCCCGAGUACAGUCAAACUCGAAUCCAUCACCCCGACCUAUGAACCCAACACGUCUCUCCUCCUUGCUUGCUCCCUUGUCUUCCAACACAUUCCGUGCUGCUGUCGAUUCAGGUACCAAACGUGAUCAUCCCCUCGCUGCGUGUGUACGAACUCUCCGAGCAACCAUCGAUCCUUCCCAGCCCUUUCGUCUCCUUCCUCGUUCUUUCGCCCUCGCCACAACAAAGUGCCCCAACCUCAAAGGAAUCGACCUCACGCUCUACUUAUGGCCCACCCACUCCCCACGCUGCCCCUCAAAAUGCUCACGGCUCCCCUCUCAGCUUCGCCCGGUAGAAGAAACCGACGAUGAGAAGACGCUCUCCAUCCUCCAUGGCACUUAG
This is a messenger RNA of Stereum hirsutum FP-91666 SS1, 747 nucleotides long. RefSeq lists its product as uncharacterized. Bases 1 to 747 code for a protein of 248 amino acids. The record is from RefSeq and is a predicted model, not a curated record. The transcript has 4 exons. NCBI's taxonomy places the organism in Eukaryota, Fungi, Basidiomycota, Agaricomycetes, Russulales, Stereaceae.